This is a messenger RNA of Cylindrotheca closterium, 2640 nucleotides long. The record is from the annotation of a GenBank genome assembly. NCBI's taxonomy places the organism in Eukaryota, Bacillariophyta, Bacillariophyceae, Bacillariales, Bacillariaceae.
AUGACCUUUAGUUCAGAAGCAUUGUUACAAUCAAUUGGUGAUGGCAAGUGGCUUGAUCGAAUCAAUCCUCCGUACAAACACCAAACCUUGCAUGGCGAGCUUCUUACCAGCACAAAGGUAUCCAAUCCAACCGCCAAGAAAUCUUUUGGCUUUGGUGUUACGGCCACUAAGAACCAACGACUUCCUUCGAAGCGAUUUUAUCUCGACAACGCAACCUUUGCGGCCAAUACCAUCAAGGUAAUGAAAGAAUGGAAUGAUCCCAAUCUAUCCUCUCUGGACCGUUUGUUAAUAUUGCAAAAACAAACGGUCACUGCUGCGCUGAUUGUGGCAGGAGACGAAUCUGACCCCUACAUAACCAUUGUCACCAAUCCUUCCAUUACCAAGAUUGAAAUUGACGACGAAAACUUGGGAGCUCCUUUUUGGUCGGAUAUUUUGCAGGAAGAACUAGCAUACAAGAUUGGCGUUCCGUACAAUCGUCCUUCGCAUUUGGCCGCCGCGGGCACCGGUUGGUCAACGAGGACAGAUACCGUCACUUCCCGAGAGGAUCUAAUUGAUAAGAUACAACCUAUUCUCCUGCACCCAGCCAAACGUUUUGGUUCGCAACAAGGGGCAAUUCAUCAUGUAUUGCUCUUUCCAGCAUUGGUUUGCCCACCAGUUGGCUUUUUUUGGUCAACCAAGACCACAUUCUCCGAAUUCGUGGCAAGUAUCAAGGCUUUGAACGGAACGGCAUAUCGAUCGUUCCUGACGGUUUUGGAAGUAUGCCGAGCUUUGAUUGAGCCAUGGUUCGACACAGUUAAUGCUGCUCCCAAGGAUUUCUGUUUCCGAAUGCAAUCUGCCCAGCCUUUGAUGAACGCGAUGCCGUCGAAAGACAAUCCUAUCCCAGAUGGUAUCGAAGAUGAGAGUCUACUUGAUCCAAUCUUGGAGUUGCUGGAUCAAUUGUUGUGGUCUUACUACGAGGACCGUGUGCUGACUGAUUGCGAAAGCAAGGAAUCGAGUACCAAUUCAGCAUCGCAGUUGCACUAUCUUCUUCGAUACGGUAUAAAAUGCUUUCCAGAGUCAUUGACGUCGGUAUAUGGAUACCGGGUUCCAUUCUUGACCUACUUUGUUCGUCCUUCAAAGGGCUGGCUGAUGGGAGUGGAUCACGGAGCUCUCUUUUCAGACGAACGCCACCAAGCGCAAUGGAUUCAAAGCUAUCAGUCUGUCAAAGUACCAGUCGUUGAUAAUGGGUCUUUCGAACCAGUCAUAAUUCAAACCAAACUUGAUCUGGCAGUACGGAAGGAACGCGACGACGACGACGACGACAAGAUAACAGGCCCGACAGUUGCAGCAACAAAUGAUACACCAGCCGAAACUGCUCUCGUAAAUAAGCCAUCCAAGGUCAAGGAAAGCGGUGACAAAGCGAUGGUUCCUGCGAUCAUCAUCCGCAAUGUGUCCCCGAAUGAUGAUCUUACCAACCUAUCAAGAUGUAUCGUGAAUGGUAUUCGAAACCUGCAUGGCGAGGAAGCAGAAGUGGUAUCUUGCUAUUUCGUUGGCAAGAGGAAAGGUGCAGCAAAUGUAUUCUUGGAAUUCAAGGAGAUUCGUCACGCUAGGAUUGCCUUGCAUUUGGACGGAAUGCAGGUGUCUUCGCGCCUCAUCUCAGUGCAACUAAUGAAACCAGGCGAGGAGAGUACCGCAGCAGCAGGAACAGUAGCUGGCAUUCCAGAGGAAAAGGCAGUGCCGGACAAGCCAAAACGAUUGAACUCCCACAAUGAUGUAUACAGGAGGGAACUUUGUACACGGCAUGCGAGCGGGCAUUGUUGGUUUGGCGAUAAAUGCGACUUUGCGCAUGGGGUUCUCGAACUUCGGCUGCACUACCAAACCAAGCUGCAUCCGGAGCGUUGUUUGUACAUUCGCAACAUUGUGCGCAACUAUCCAACAGACAACUUGAUGCAUUAUAUCCGUAAGAAAUAUGAACAAAGUAUGCACUCGUCACCAACGUUUACGGCGAUUCAUGUUCGUGGGACAAUGGGAGAUGCCUUGGUGGAAUUCCAAGACAGUGCCCAAGCAUCAGUUGCUCGUCAGAUCUUGGAUGGAAUCUCGUUGGUAAAUCUCCCACUAGAAGUUUAUCCCUGGAAGCCAGCGUAUCAGUAUGCUUUUGUUGUCUACUUCAAGGAAGAUAGAUACAUUCCGAUCGAUGUUGGGAUACCAAUUGAUGUUAUUGGGAGAUCCCAAGCCCCCAAAAGUGCCACAUCAGAAGGAACUGCUGUUGCAAGCCUCAAAAUUGAAGCUCAAGAGAACGACCGAAAAGAGGAAAAGCUCAAGCAACUUUUGGUGCGCGCAAAACAAGAGAUCAAAGAUUUGCGAGAAGGAAAACGGCAGCAGGAUGAGGUCGUUCAGUUGCUUGGUACAUCGCUUCAUUCCAUGACGCUUAGCCUCUCAACUGCCCUGUCUGAAAUUGAUUCGGUGAUGCAGCAAAUGGUCGACUUACAGCAACAAGUCCAUACCAUCUUGCCUUCACAAACAAAUACAUCCGUGUCGAAUUCAUCCUCGCAACCUACCGACGCGAUAAAGACCGAGAUUGAGCGCCUCCAACAGCUUCUGGUGAGUAACAGCGUUUCGGACCAAGGGAGCCACUCGUCGUUGCUUUCUGGUCUUCCGUAG